CCGCCCGCCCCGCGGGGAAAAACAAACAAAACCCACCUUCUUCUACUCCUCUGCCCACCCGCUCGGACGGAACCCGAGGCCGGGCGUCGGACGGCAAGCGGCUGAGCAGAGUGAAGAUUCCAGGAGGGGCUUUUCCCACGGGCCUUCCUGCGGAUGGCAACCCCAGAUGUGAGUGUUCACAUGGAGGAGGUGGUUGUGGUAACAACUCCAGACAACAUGGCUGACAGCAGUGGCAUGGAAGAAGUGAAAACUGUGCUAGUUACCACCAAUCUCUCCCAGCACAGCAAUGACCUAAAUGAAGACACCCUGGAGACGGAAAAUGCAGCCGCUGCAGCUGCUGCUGCUUUUACAGCUUCUGCACAUUUGAAAGAAGCCCUGUUAGGUAAGUGGGUGAAGAUGGCUGAAGGUGAUGAUUGUGUAGAAGCCGAGAUUGUUUAUCCCAUCACCUGCGGAGAUAGCAAAGCCAACCUAAUAUGGAGGAAGUUUGUUUGCCCCGGUAUCAACGUGAAAUGUGUCCAGUAUGACAACCAUUUGAUAAGUCCCAAGGAAUUUGUCCAUUUGGCUGGCAAGUCCACCUUGAAGGACUGGAAGAGGGCAAUCCGGAUGAAUGGGAUCAUGCUAAGGAAGAUAAUGGAUUCAGGGAAGCUGGAUUUUUACGAGCAUACGAAAGUUUGUUCCAAUACCUGCCGAAGCACUAAAAUCGACCUGACCGGAGCCAGAGUGCCCCUAACAAGCCAGACGUCAACAGAAUACAUACCUCUCACGCCGGCCUCUGCAGAUGUAAAUGGGUCUCCUGCCACGAUCACCAUAGAAACGUGUGAAGACUCCACGGACUGGACCACUGCUAUUGGAGAUGAUACAUUUACAUUUUGGCGAGGUUUAAAGGAAGCCGGUCUUUUGGAAGAGGUGAUUCAAGAGUUCCAUGCGGAGCUCAUGGAGACCAUGAAGGGCCUGCAGCAGAGGAUUCAGGAUCCCCCUUUGCAACUCAGCGAUGCUGUCUUGCUCAACAAUACAGUCCAGAACUUUGGCAUGCUGGACCUGGUGAAGAAAGUUUUAGCCAGUCACAAGUGCCAAAUGGACCGUUCCCGAGAGCAGUAUACGCGAGAUUUGGCAGCUCUGGAGCAGCAGUGCGAUGAGCACCGGAAGAGAGCAAAGGAGCUGAAGCACAAAUCGCAGCACCUCAACAACGUGCUGAUGACCCUGACGCCAGUCUCCAUCCCCUCCCCUCUGAAACGCCCCAGGCUGACCCGAGCCACCUCGGGGCCUCCCGCCAUCACCUCCCAGCUCCUGACUCAGUCAGCGCAGAUCGCCCUUGCGCCAGGGAUGCCGGUCACGCAGCUGGCGAACCUGCCCAUAGGCAAAGUGGUCUCCGCCCUCCCGGCAUCCGCUCUCGGGAAGGCCGCGGCGCAGGUUACCUCUGCUGGCUCCCCGGCUUCUCCCCUGCUGGGCGGAUACACUGUCCUGGCCUCUGCGGGCUCCGCUUUUCCCAACGCCGUUGAAAUACACCCGGAUGCCUCCAACCUCACGGUCCUGAGCACAGCGGCCAUACAGGAUGGCAGCACCGUGUUGAAAGUGGUGAGCCCCUUCCAGCUGCUCACCCUGCCAGGACUGGGCACGGCCAUUCAGAACGUUACGCAAAUGUCUCCCAGCGGGAGCACCAUCAUGACUGUGCCAUCCAGCCUUGUUGAGGGCACCGCAGCAAAUGAAGACCACACAACCAUUGAGGUAACCACAGUGGGGGACGAGCCUGAGCAGAAAUGAAGCAGAGACUUUGACCCACCUUCCGAGGUGUGCUCUGGGCUCACACGGCCGUCCCUCUGAGGAGGAGGAGGAAGGGAAGGGGGGAUUGGGCAUAGAGAAAGGGAAGCAAGAUCGGCUAAUGGGAGGAUAGUGAGGUUGGGAUCCUAGAGUGAGGUGUGGAGGGGAGGACACCACUGAAAAGGCGGGAGAGAGAUCACUAUUCCACAGGAACCAUUAAAAGCUACAGCCUUUCCAUCCUCGGCUUGUUAGCACUGUACCAUAUCUGGCCACCCCCAGCUGGAACGAGGAGCGUGGGCAGAGAGAUUGAGGUAGGCGAGACAAGGAGGAGGAAAGCUCGCCAGCCACGUUGAGCUCCAGAAAUUACAGGGCACACAGCCAAAGGGACCUUUUCUGGGUUCAGGCUGGGCUGUGUGUUGCCUCAUGCUCGUGAGUGGCUGCUUCUCUGUCGUGUGGGGGAGAGCAGCUGAGAAGAGCAGGGCUCUGGCAGGUGGACUUGGGCAAAACGCACCAGAAAGGGUUUCAAAGGCUUGCUUGCAUUUGCUCAUUCCUAAACGCAGUGGCGGGCACGGCCCCGAUCUGCCCAUAUUACCAAGCUGGUUGGGAUAAAAUUGUUAAGUGAGCCUCGGGACCUGGGGUGUUCAGCAGGAGGGUUUGCAUGCAGGACCGGAAGAAACCCAUUCGCAUAGCAAAGCCCAUAACCUUCGAGGUAUAUGGGCCUCUUUGUAUACCUUCAUUAGGACAUCACACCUUCUAGUCCUUCCUGCUAUGAGGCAGGUGCGCAUUCUGCUGAAUGUUGAAUGCCUGAGCUUCUUCCAUGUCAGCGGAGGGCUGAUUCUGUGUCCACUCGUCCUGCCGCCUGCCGCUGCCAGUGAGCCUUAUCCCCUGUGCACAAGAACCUCAGACUGCUGUAUUGUCCUUGAAAAGGGCAUUUUAGCCGAAAGGGUGUGUGGCGGGAAAGGAGAACAAAAAUGUUCAGCUCCUGAGCUAGCUUUGGAUUGCUCUAACUGGCUUGAGGGACUGAUAACAAUACAGUUAAAAGAAGAAGAACCAGCAAAGAAGUGCUUGUGAGGGUGACAUGCUGCUGCCGCCAAGGUCAUGGGUUCUUGCACUGAGGCUUUGUCGAGAGCAGCAAAUGCAGAGUUCUUGAAUAACCUAUUAAAUAUUUUUGAAAACAUA
Zootoca vivipara (common lizard) is the source of this 2937-nucleotide messenger RNA. RefSeq names its product glucocorticoid modulatory element binding protein 2 (gene GMEB2). NCBI's taxonomy places the organism in Eukaryota, Metazoa, Chordata, Lepidosauria, Squamata, Lacertidae. Gene Ontology annotation, cellular component: nucleus. The record is from RefSeq and is a predicted model, not a curated record. Gene Ontology annotation, molecular function: RNA polymerase II cis-regulatory region sequence-specific DNA binding. Gene Ontology annotation, biological process: regulation of transcription by RNA polymerase II.